Messenger RNA from Culex quinquefasciatus (southern house mosquito), 2468 nucleotides. Its product is annotated as melatonin receptor type 1B-A. Gene Ontology annotation, cellular component: membrane. NCBI's taxonomy places the organism in Eukaryota, Metazoa, Arthropoda, Insecta, Diptera, Culicidae. The coding region runs from base 902 to 2173 and encodes 423 amino acids. Gene Ontology annotation, biological process: G protein-coupled receptor signaling pathway. The transcript has 5 exons. The record is from RefSeq and is a predicted model, not a curated record. Gene Ontology annotation, molecular function: G protein-coupled receptor activity.
AGGAAUAUUUAGCGUCCCCUUGGGUGCAAUCUGAACGUGUCCGUUGAAACCUGGAAGAAACUAUUAGUGCAAACUUAUAUCGGAGUGGGGAGGAAGUCGUUUGGUCAAAACGCCCACGCAGAAAAAAAAGAACCAUCGAGUGGAGGGAGUUUCCUUCGGUGGACGAAGACGAUGCAUGUUGAAUUCAAUAUUCUCAUAUUUCUGUGUGUUUCUGUGUGCUGUGCUGUGUAAAGAAAAUAUAACACGAAUUCGAACUCUAACAAGCCGAGGGGAUCUCCGGUGUCAACAAACGCGGCGGCUUAGAGAGAGCAAGAAUCGGAAUGCACGUGGUGCAGCUAUUUCGCUCCAACUCGUGUAAGUGGUGACGGGACUGUCACACACAUACAUUUCCCUAACUUCCGGCAGGAUAAAAAUUCAAUUACGACGAAUACGACGACGACGACUGUUGGAAGUGAAUAUCUCGAAAUUGAAUAUUCUCUCUCUCUCUCUCUCUCGCCGAAAAAAGUGCAGUGUGUGAGCUAUGUCGAUUCCAGUGGUGCAACCAAUACAACCACCAGCAGUGGCCAAAGUGGCGAUGGGACUCUACCUACAGGGCUAGGGUGUGCUGUGCAGUGGACAACCGGAAUAUCCGGAGACCCCAAGGAGCGGCCAGCAAAACGAUUCAAUCUUCCAGAGCGGUGUGCACUUGAAGCAAGCAAUCAUUUCACAGGACACCCUCAGCAACCAAGGGAGAAGGGUGGCGUCAAAAACGGUCCAUUUCCCUUCACACUAGCUGCCAUUGCCUCGCCAUCAUCAUCAACGUCACCGGCCAUUGUCCAAAGGCCAUAAACCGGCCACUAUUGUGCCACUUGUCCUAGGCUAAACAAAACAAAAAAGAAAUCAACACACACAAAAAAAAAUUAUGGCCAGUGCAUCACUGACCCGGACACUGGCGGUCGUUUCGAUCCUUGGACUAGUGGCCGCCGGAAGUACCGACGGACUCGCAACAAGUGCCACCAAUUACGGCGUCGACGAGGUUGGUGGCGAAAAUGGCACUGAUUUGCUGCUCCGGCCAUCACUGUCACUGCCGAUAACUCCAUUAGCGUUGAUGUCCAAGCACGGCGGAGGCACUUCCGGCGGCGGCAGCAAGCACCAGGAGGACGUCUCACCGGUGACACUGUCGACGGAGUGGCCCCGGCUGGCGCGACUGCUGCUGCUGGCCAGCCUCUCCGUCAUCGGGAGCGUCGGCAACGUGUUUAUGAUUUCGUCCGUCAUGAUUGAGGACCACCUCAAGAAGGCAGGUAACGCAUUCAUAGUGAACAUAGCGCUCGCAGAUUUACUAAUCACUAGCGUAGUGAUGCCAGCCUCCACCAUAGUGCUCCUCGCUGGCAUCGACAAUUCGGACACGGAAGUAUGCAAAUUUCAGUGGUUUCUAGCUGCUUGCUCGUUUUUGGUUAGCAUUUUAACCCUAGCAAUCAUGUCCAUCGAGAACUACUUCCGGCUGUGUACGGCCCAGAACGAGCCCAGCUGGUUCAACCGGACGAACGUGACCGUGAUUCUGCUGCUGAUCUGGUUCGUGUCCUGUCUCGCCUCGGGAAUGCAGUUCGUGUACGACAUUAGCUUCGAUUACUGCGACCGGAAGUCGAACCACAUCGUCCCGUCGGAAGCCGGCUGGGUGGGACUGGUGGUGCUGAUGCCACUGCUGCUGACCUUCCUCACCCACAUCCGGAUCAUCGUGGACGUCAAGCGAAACAUGAGCCUGCCCAACUUUAAGCCAAACCUGGCGUACACGUGGGACCUGUCGCUGGUGCGGACCAACUUUUACAGCUUCCUGAUCUUCGUGCUGUUUUGGUUGCCGUUCUGCAUCAUCCUGGCGUACGGAACGACCAAGAGCGUCCCCAACCGGGUGUUUUACAACACGGCCUGGAUCGGGCUGUCCAAGUCCUGCUUCCACAAUGUGAUCUACUGUCUGACCAAUCGACACUUCCGCAGCGCGUACAUCAGCCUGUUCAACUACUGCUGCUGCAAGACGACGGUGGCCGUCUCGCGGAGGCAGCGAACCGACGGCAACCGACCGACGGCCGACGUCCGGGUGCACAUCAUCCCCGGCUACAACAUGUACUCGUACACGAGCCCCCAGCGCGCCGGAAACAGCCACGGCCACUGGGGAAAGCGCGAGUGCCACGAGUUAUGAUCGGAAACGUAGCUGAAUUAAUCGCGACCGGCCAGCGCUGAGUUCGAUUAAUUUACCACCACCCCCCAUCGAGAGUCGAACAAACAUUGUGUGCAUGUGAUUAGUCCUACACCAACACACAUUUUACAACUUGAAACCCGAGUUCAGGAUAAACAGCAUUUCGCGGGAAGCAUAAUGGCUGGAAUGAAAUCAGCGAACUUAAAUAAACGGAAAAUGCAAACAUUUGCCUCCGCGGUUGGAGUUCGUUGGAAUGUGCAAAAUUCUACGGUAAAUAAAAUCCAUCAAUCACAUCUGA